This is a messenger RNA of Arachis duranensis, 1038 nucleotides long. RefSeq lists its product as uncharacterized. NCBI's taxonomy places the organism in Eukaryota, Viridiplantae, Streptophyta, Magnoliopsida, Fabales, Fabaceae. The transcript has a single exon. Bases 1 to 1038 code for a protein of 345 amino acids. The record is from RefSeq and is a predicted model, not a curated record.
AUGAUGAAAACUACUCAAAAGGCACAUGAUCUCAUAGAUAUGGUGGUCAACAAUGAAUACUUAUACUCUUCUGAAAGGCAAGCAGCUCCAAAGAGAGGUGUAUUUGAGCUUGAAAGAGUCGAUACAAUCUUGGCUCAAAACAAGAUCAUGCACCAACAACUUCAACAACAGAUUGAAAUGAUGUCAAAGAGGAUGGAUGGGCUACAACUUGCAGCAGUAAGUACCAUAAAUCAACCACCAGUGGUGUGGGGACAACAAGAAGAGAGCUAUGAGGAGCAGCAGCCUGAACAAGUGCAAUACAUGCACAAUCAAGGAGCCGCACCAAAUUUCCAUAGAGACACCUACAACUCAUCUUGGAGGAACCACCCCAAUUUGAGGUGGGGAGAGAACCAAAACCAACAACUUUGGCAGAGAAACUCAAACCAAAAUAACUCCAGAAACACAAACCAUCAAACCCAUCAAAACACUAACCAAAAUCUAUACAGAAAACCACAAAAUAAUCACCCUGCAUCUAACUUCUAUCCACCCAAUAACCCAUCAGCUAACCAAAAUAACUUUCAUUCACCUUCAACAUCCCACACCCAAUCACAACCACCCCAAGAAUCUCAAAGAAUCUCCAAUUUGGAGAUAAUGAUGGAGAAAAUGAUCAAGCACCAAGAACUAGCCAACAAGAACCAUGAAGGUUCACUGAGAAAUUUGGAGAGACAGAUUGGUCAGUUAUCCAAGCAAAUAGUGGCUGAAAGACCAACCAAUGCACUACCAAGUGAUACCAUUCCCAACCCCAAGGAAGAGUGUAAAGCAAUUCAACUUAGGAGUGGAAAAGCAGUGGAAAAUGACAAAGGUGCUGGCCAGAAGCAAGUAGAUGAGGACAAGCAUGAUAAGGAGAGUUCUAAGAAGAAAGAAGAUGAACCACAAGCUUCAAAGAAAGGGAAGCAAGUCAUGGAAGAGGAUACACAAGAAAAGAGAAAGGAGGCGAAGCCUUACAUCCCUCCUCUGCCAUAUCCCCAGAGGCUACACAAAGAGCUCAAGGAUCAAUAA